Haliotis rufescens (red abalone) is the source of this 896-nucleotide messenger RNA. RefSeq lists its product as uncharacterized. The record is from RefSeq and is a predicted model, not a curated record. The coding region runs from base 89 to 880 and encodes 263 amino acids. Lineage: Eukaryota; Metazoa; Mollusca; Gastropoda; Lepetellida; Haliotidae. The transcript has 7 exons.
UAGUCCUUGUGAUCGGCACCGUCUGUUUUGUGGACUUCACCUGCUCUAUCUGUCGACUAGUUGACGUUGCUGUACAACCGGUGCACAGAUGUUGUCUCUUGUAGUCGCUGCCGUCGUGUUUGCCUUUGUCAACGCUCAGAUUGAUCCAACAUGCGUGGAUAAGCUUCCCAACUGUGACGUAUUUGGGGAGGAGUCAUGCAAGGGACAAUAUGAGUCAUGGGCGAAGGAAAACUGCAACAACACGUGCAAACUGUGCAUAGGGCCAACAAAACCACCUCUGCCUUGUGAGGAUUCGAUCAGCGAUUGCAACAACUACGGCAAGUCCACGUGUACCGACCCCCAGUUCGAUCAAUGGGCACAGCACAAAUGUCGAUACUUUUGUAGACUGUGUACAGCUCAGGAACUCGCACUGAAAGACUCUCAAACAACAACAAUAGCUCCAGCAGAUUGUAAAGAUAAACUUAACUGUAAAAUGUACGGGAAAGACUCGUGCCACGGAAGUUACGAAUCCUGGGCAAGGGGGAACUGCAUGGAGUUUUGUGGAUAUUGUAUAGGCGUCCCGACCCCACCCGCUGCCUGCAUAGACAAAGUUCCCAACUGUGCUCAAUAUGGCACGGAUGUCUGCUCGGAUUCCAAUUAUGAUCUGUGGGUGGCAGACCACUGUGCCAAAUCCUGCAACGCUUGUGGUGGUGCAGUGAGUCACGUCACGUCCGGCCCGGGCCCCAUCACUUCCGGCCCAGGGCCAAUCACUUCCGGUCCCGGGCCAAUCACUUCCGGUCCCGGGCCAAUCACUUCCGGUCCGGGGCCCGUCACUUCCGGCCCGGGACUCUUGACCCCACCAGGCCCUCACUUGCUGACACCACCUAUGCCCGGAAAAUAAAACCAAUACAGACUAA